UUACGCAGUAGCUUUGAGUGAACGUAUAUGUAAUCGACAAGAACAAGUCGAAUUAGGGCGUAAAAACGAAGCGCUGCCGUCGACGAAGGGUUGGUACUAUACAGGAAGCCGACAUAAUUGACGUCGUGGGCUAUGGGCAAAGUUAAACCAUCCCCUAUAGAGACGGGAGGUGAGGUACCCGAAAAAAAUGCUUCGUCUACAGGCAGCAGCAGCAGUUACGUGGCGUCGUCGGAGGAGAUUGAUGAAGACUACACCGAGAGUGACUCUCUAGAGACAACAGUUCCAUCGUUUGUUUCAACGGGGGAAGCUGCCAACGAGGUAGAGCCGAGUUAUGAGCUCCUGGAACAUCGAUUUGUCAACGCUCUCCCCGAAGACGAAGCCCUUCGGGAGCUCUCGCUUCGCGUUCUAUAUCACACAUGGAAAUUAGACAGGAAAACAUUUAGGAGGCAUAUCGGACUAAUUGAUCAAGUAUAUUCUUUGUUAUUGAACAAAGACAGCUCUCAGCGUCAAGCUAGCCCAGUCGCGUACGAUGCCAUGCCCGAAGCGCUCUGCUCCGGACGCGACGAAACUGCUACUAUGGUGGAGUCCGCUAAUCUUCAAUAGAACAGUGAUACUAAAAAUAAAUUUAAUUUAUUGAGUGUACGGAGUCGAC
Messenger RNA from Varroa destructor (honeybee mite), 652 nucleotides. RefSeq lists its product as uncharacterized. The record is from RefSeq and is a predicted model, not a curated record. Lineage: Eukaryota; Metazoa; Arthropoda; Arachnida; Mesostigmata; Varroidae.